Salvia splendens (bonfire salvia) is the source of this 4326-nucleotide messenger RNA. Its product is annotated as lysine-specific demethylase REF6. NCBI's taxonomy places the organism in Eukaryota, Viridiplantae, Streptophyta, Magnoliopsida, Lamiales, Lamiaceae. The record is from RefSeq and is a predicted model, not a curated record. The coding region runs from base 349 to 4098 and encodes 1249 amino acids. The transcript has 7 exons. Gene Ontology annotation, biological process: chromatin remodeling; regulation of gene expression. Gene Ontology annotation, molecular function: histone H3K4me/H3K4me2/H3K4me3 demethylase activity. Gene Ontology annotation, cellular component: nucleus; chromatin.
CCACUCCUUCUCUCCUCUGUUCAUUUCUCACCCUGAAAACAGAGGAAAAGAGGAAACCCCAAAACCAAAAACAGAGGCGAAAAAAAAAACUCCGAAAAAAUAAAAAAGACCACUACAAAAACGAAACCCCACCUCAGAACAAUGGAAAAAUAGAGCACAAGAGAUUCUCAACAAGUAUCAUUUCACUGCUCUAUCCUCUCUUUUUAAUUCCUCUUUUCCUUCAUGAACCCUUCAGAUCUCUCUUGUACACAUAUGCAUAUGCAAAUGUUGAGCGAUUACUUGCUUCUGGGUGAGUUUGUGUGAUUGUCGAAGCAAGUUCUUCACUCUUUUGUGCGGUUCGGUUUUACAAUGGCUGUGGAGUCGAGUGCUGCUGGGAAUAUUGAGGUUUCUCCAUGGCUGAAAUCGAUGGCGGUGGCUCCAGAGUACCAUCCCUCUCUCGCCGAGUUUCAAGAUCCAAUUGCCUACAUUUUUAAAAUUGAGAAGGAGGCCUCCAAGUAUGGUAUCUGCAAGAUAGUUCCCCCUGUCCCUGCUGCUCCGAGGAAAACGGUUGUCUCCAAUUUGAACAAAUCCCUCGUCGCCCGCUCCGAAUCGGGCCCCACUUUCACCACACGGCAGCAGCAAGUCGGAUUCUGCCCCAGGAAGCACCGCCCUGCCCAGAAACCCGUGUGGCAGAGUGGGGAAAGGUACACCCUGGCUGAAUUCGAAGCCAAGGCGAGAAAUUUCGAGAAGAAUCAUCUGAAAAAGUAUGCGAAGAAGGUGUUGAGUGCUCUGGACAUUGAGACCCUCUACUGGAACGCAAUGGUUGAUAAGCCCCUUUCGGUGGAGUACGCUAAUGACAUGCCCGGGUCGGCUUUUGUGGUGAACAAGGGCGGAGGGAAGAAGAGCGAGGGGGCGAUGACGGUUGGGGAGACUGAGUGGAAUAUGAGGAGAUUGCCGAGGGAGAAUUUGUCGCUGUUGAGGUUUAUGAAGGAGGAGAUACCGGGGGUGACUUCGCCUAUGGUUUAUGUAGCUAUGAUGUUUAGUUGGUUUGCCUGGCAUGUUGAGGAUCAUGACUUGCAUAGCAUGAACUAUUUACAUCUCGGCUCUGGGAAGACAUGGUAUGGCGUGCCCAAGGAGGCAGCUGUUGCGUUUGAGGAAGUAAUUAGGGAGCAUGGAUAUGGUGGAGAGAUCAAUCCUCUAGUUACUUUUGCUACUCUUGGUGAGAAGACCACGGUCAUGUCCCCGGAAGUGCUUCUUAAUGCUGGUGUUCCGUGCUGCAGGCUGGUUCAAAAUGCCGGAGAGUUUGUAGUCACUUUCCCAAGGGCUUAUCACUCAGGGUUCAGUCACGGAUUCAAUUGUGGAGAAGCUGCAAAUAUUGCUACUCCAGAAUGGUUGAGGGUUGCAAAAGAAGCCGCAAUUCGUAGGGCAGCUAUAAAUUGUCCUCCAAUGGUUUCUCAUUUUCAGUUACUCUAUGACCUAGCACUUUCGUUAUGCUCAAGUGUGCCAAAGAGCAUUGCAGUGGAACCGAGGAGUUCUCGCCUAAGGGAUAGGAAAAGAGGUGAAGGUGAAACAUUGAUCAAAGAACAAUUUUUUCAGGACAUGAUACAGAACAAUGAUAUGCUCAGAUCUCUUGGGCAAGGAUCAUCCGUUUUGCUUCUUCCCCAAAAUGCUCUGAGUUACUCAUUUCGUUCCAAGACGGUGGUUGGGUUUCAGCCAACAACCAAAUCCAAGUUGUUCCCCAGCUUAUGCAGUCCCGAUCUGGAGUUGAGGAAUACAGGCUUCAGUUCUCAUGAUGAAUCUACACUAGAGAGGAGUCAGAGCCCAAAACAAGCGAGGAGUUCUGUGGCUAAUAAAAGAACAUUUUCUUCUUUGUUUGGUAUUAACAUUCCUUCACCAGCUCCAGAUGCAGAGCAACAAUACUCUGCAUCAAAGAAAGCUUCUCAAUGUCAGCAAGGACUUUUUUCAUGUGUCACUUGUGGGAUUUUAUGUUUUGCAUGUGUGGCCAUUGUUCAACCGAAGGAAGUAACUGUGCAGUACCUAAUGUCAGCUGAUUACAGCAUACUUCAGAAUUUGGGAGAAAGUGAUAACGAGGGUGCUAACACAAAUCUUUCUUUAGGAUUGAUGCAUAUGAAUAGCCAAAAUAAUCGUUCUGCUUCUGAUAGUGACGUUCGUAAUGAGCCCUCUUCUCUGGGCCUAUUAGCUUUGGCGUACGGUGGCUCCUUGGACUCUGAGGACGAAGAUUGUGAGGUUAAUAAUGAUCCCAUUGAAGGCUGUGGAACUAGUAAAUCUGAUGACUUUAGAUAUGGAGAUGCCUGUGAGAAAACUGAAGCAAAGAUCAACUGCAGGAAAGAAAUUUCUUAUGAGUUUGAUAGAAACAAUUCUUCAAUGAUCGAGUCAAAUUCUUUAACCAAUAGGUUUAGUAGACAUCAGACAGAACCUCAAUUUGACAUCCCUGAUUCUUUGACUUGUAAAGCUGUAGGAACACCUAGAAGUGGUUUAGCACCACAACAGCCCACAACUAUGCCUUUUGUUCCAAGACUAGAUGAAGACUCUUCUCGUUUGCAUGUCUUCUGUCUUCAGCAUGCUAUGCAAGUGUGCCAGCGGCUCAGUCAGCUUGGUGGAGCUGAUGUGUUUCUUGUCUGCCAUCCAGACUAUCCAAAGUUGGAAUCACAGGCCAAGAAAGUUGCAGAAGAACUAAAUAGUGAUUACAUCUGGAAUGAAGUUUCGUUUCGGGAGGCAACAGAUGAGGAUGAAGAAAUUUUACGACGAGCUCUAGAAAGUGAGAAUGCAAUACACGGCAAUGGAGACUGGGCUGUGAAAAUGGGCCUCAACCUAUUCUACAGUGCCAAUCUUAGCCGCUCUCCUCUUUACAGCAAACAAAUGCAUUACAACUCUGUUAUAUACAAUGCCUUUGGGCGCAGUUCAACAACUGAUAGAUCCACAUCUGAGGGUGAGCUGGAAGGAAGAGUUUUGGGAAGGCAAAGGAAGAUAAUUGUUGCUGGAAAAUGGUGUGGAAAAGUCUGGAUGUCGAAUCAGGCUCAUCCACUGCUGGUCAACAAGGAUUCACAAGAGCAGGAGCAGGAGCCGGCCAUUGCUUCCUGGACCAAACCUGAUGUGAAAUAUGUCAGACGAUCAGAAUGUAGCAGCCUAGCCGCUGGAAAAUUGUCUGCAGUUCGUAAAACUAGUAGAAAGAAGACGAGUAAUGCUGAAAGCUGCUCAUUCAUGGAAGAAAAAUCUCCGGAAGCUGAAAAAUCGGAUAAAAGUAGAAGUUUUUAUUGCCACAAGAAGAUUAAGAGAAAACAUGGAUCCAGAAUGCCGAAAGAAGAUACUCCUGAGGUAGAAAAUCAAGAUGAAUCAUCUGAAAAGUCUCAACUCCAGCAUGGAACCAAGAGACUGAAGAAGGAGAAUCUUGAAGAUGAAUAUGACUCUUUAGAAGAAGAGUAUCCUCUGAGUAAAUCCUGGAAGCAGAUUAAGAGCAAUCUGAGAGCGAGGCAAAAGGAAAAAGAGACUUCUGAUGCCGCAAAAAAUCAAAAGAAAGGCAAGACAGAAGAGUCCAACUCACACAACGUAGAUGAGAUGGAAGGCGGGCCUAGCACACGACUCAGGAAAAGAACCAAAAAACCUUCCAAAGAUUCAGGAGCCAGAAUGACCAAACCAAAACCAGUGGUGAAGAAGCAGCAAAGAGAUACGACAACAAAGAACACUCCAGCAGGAAAGGCACCGACCAGCUCUAACAAAGGCAAAACGAGGGAUGAGGAAGCAGAGUACGCAUGCGAUUUUGAGGGAUGCGCAAUGAGUUUCUGCUCAAAACAGGAGCUCGUUUUACAUAAGAAAAACAUCUGCCCUGUGAAAGGAUGUGGGAAAAAAUUCUUCUCUCACAAGUAUCUUGUGCAGCACAGGCGCGUUCACAUGGAGGAUCGCCCUCUGAAAUGUCCGUGGAAAGGGUGCAAGAUGACAUUCAAGUGGGCGUGGGCUCGUACGGAACACAUCCGUGUUCAUACAGGGGCUCGUCCGUAUGUCUGCACCGAGGCUGGGUGUGGUCAGACCUUUCGUUUUGUGUCCGAUUUUAGCCGCCACAAGCGCAAGACAGGCCAUGCUCCCAAGAAAGCCAGGGGAUAAUUCUCAUUUAACAGAUGGUAGCCUAGACUUUGUAACUCUUAUUUCGUUUCUUUCAAUUAUUGGGGGUUCGGAUGAUUUUUGGGCCGAUUUAUCAGCUUACUUAGGCCAUUGCUUUGAUGUCAAAAAAGUAUUUUUAUUCUCUGCAAAAGCAGAAAUUGUAGCAUUGCGUCUGCAGUCGUUCUUGUGCAACUGUUUAUUCAUCUCCCCAGUGUAGUUUUCACCUUUUAA